Silurus meridionalis is the source of this 7853-nucleotide messenger RNA. It is a transcript of the gene sall3a, whose product is annotated as spalt-like transcription factor 3a. Gene Ontology annotation, biological process: regulation of transcription by RNA polymerase II. The record is from RefSeq and is a predicted model, not a curated record. Gene Ontology annotation, molecular function: RNA polymerase II cis-regulatory region sequence-specific DNA binding; DNA-binding transcription factor activity, RNA polymerase II-specific. The coding region runs from base 2568 to 6569 and encodes 1333 amino acids. Lineage: Eukaryota; Metazoa; Chordata; Actinopteri; Siluriformes; Siluridae. Gene Ontology annotation, cellular component: nucleus. The transcript has 4 exons.
GAAAUUGCAAAUAAAACUUGCUUCUCCAUUCAGGGAUACGAAUACGCAUUUGAAUUUAUUUAUUAUCAUUUAUAGAACAUAUUUUAAUUAAAUGAUAUCAUUUUGGAUUAGAUUUUUUAGCCUAAAGUUUGGAUCCGAAUCCGAAUUCACUGAUGUUCAGCAAGGUGUUUUUUUUGUUGUUUUUUUUAUAACAUCCAGGAAAAAAAAGAAUUAUUUUAUUGUUAUUAUUGUUAUACAUUUAUUUGUUUAUAUAUUUUGUAUAUAUUUAUUUAUUUAUUUAAUUGUGAUCAAAACGAAUGCAAAUGCUCUUCUACAGGAAUGCAAACGCCGUGAAACACCCCGCCCCCCCUCCCUCAAUGAACACCACAAACACUCACACUCACACACACACACACACAAACACAGACACACACACCUCCUUCCCUCAGCAGGUCAACAUUUAAACGCAAAUGAACUUUUUUCUUUUCCUACUAAAAAAAGAGGGAGACAUUUCCUCCGGCUGCAGUCCACAAAGCGCUCAUGUCUGUUUCCUCAAAGGCACAACAACAAAAAAAAUCAGGGAAGUGACCCUCCAGCCUGCAGUGGCGUUUUAAUGCACACACACACACACUUGAACAUACAGCUGCAGAACUCGCUUGAUUACACACACACACACACACACACACACACACACACACACACACACACACACACACACACACAUACAGUUUAAACGUUACGGCAUUUGAUUUAUGCGCAAUAAAAAAAACAAAACAAAAAAAAAACAUGCUUAACACAUGAAUUAUUUAAUCCAGUCGUGUGUGUGUGUGUGUGUGUGUGUGUGUGUGUGUGUGUGGGUGUGCGUGUGUGUGUUUCUAUUUUUAAAUAAAGAAAUGAGUAAACAAAUUAAAUAAUUCUUGGAAAAAGAAAGAAAGAAAAUGAGCGCGCUCCCGUUUUGGCGGCCGCGCGCUUUUAUUUAUUUAACGCUCCGAGCGCGCAGAAACGGCGGAGUGGGGGUGGAGGGUGGGGAGGUGGUUAGGGGGUAAAAGGGUAAGGGUGGGGUGGUGUGGGGGGGUUAAAACGAAAACGGCGCGGUAGGCUACAUCCUAGCGGUCGCUAAGCGCAAUGGGCUGAACUUAAAGCCCUGCGGGGUGGGGAGGGGAGGAGGGGGGGUUUAAACUCCCUCUGCCGCGCCACGCAGCCUCCACACGCGGAAACUACGGGGCGCAAAGCGGCGACGGCCAGCAGCCCUGCUCCACGCGCUCGCGCAACUUUCAUUACUAUUAUUAAUAUUAGUUGUAUUAUUUUCUAUCAGUCCACGCUGCUGACAUCCCGAGAAACACACAGCCGAACACUCGCCCGACUUUUCUUUCUAUUCUUUUUUUACAUUUUUUUACCGUCGGGGUAAAAAAACACCUGGAUGCAAAAGACAUUAGAAAGAAGAUUAAAGCUGAGCGCGUUACCGGGAGCGAGGACGCGCAUCAGGAAUCCUCAGCGUCUCUACUUUUGUCCAUUUUGCAAUAAUUGUUUUUUUUCUACAUUUUGUGCUGAACUUCGUGCGCGCUUCUUCUUCUUCUUCUUCUUGCAAACUUUUGGUGCCGCAUCUGUCCCGUUUUUCCAGCCGCAAGAAAACAAAUGUCAAAACAACGAUCUUUUUUUUUUUUUUUUUUAAUCAGCACUUGGGAAUAAUUUCUUGCUUUUUUUUCUUGAGAGCGAUGAAAAAGACACUGCGAAGCCUCUAACCAGACCAAACAACCGGAGGACGGCACGGGAAGCACCGGGCCGGGGGACACUGAAGGGACUUGACGGAAGGAAGCACACUUUCUUUUCCACGCAAAGUGGUCAAAGUUGUCCUCGACAUCAUGGACGCGCGAAGUUAACCCGCUGCCCUGGGGUUUGAGGGUUUGGGGGGGGGGUUGUUACGCGGAGCAUUACGCGUGGCGCAUUACGCGUGACGCGCGGACGGUAAUGCAAACAAAUAAACAAAGAAAGCGACGAAUUCCCGGCACUCGCGUGGCAGAAAAAAAGGGAAAAGAAGCUGCUGACCUUCCUGUGCUGAAGACCCCCCCGAGUGCUUGGCGUUAAUACGGGAUUUGGAGCUCUGCGCGAAGAGGAGGAGGAGGAGGAGGAGGAUAGAGAGCACGCUCAUACACUCAUAGAGAAAGGGAGGAAGAGAGAGACAGAUAGUUCGAGGGCGAAGCGGCUAAUUGCCGAGUCCGUCCCUCAUUUCCAUAUCCGGCUGGAGCUCGGCCAAUCCUCCGAUCGCGCAGCGCCGAUAAUCGCGAUGAAUUAUUCACGAUCAUAAUUAUAGACUGGACUUUCGCGUGCCACAGUCGCAACCUCUAUCAUUUGCCGUCAUUAUUCUUUUUGAUCCCUUUUCCUCCCCUGACUUUAUUCUGAGCGCGUUUUUUUGUUUGUUUUGUUUUUGUACUUUUUUUUUUUUUCAUAUAUAAAAUCUUUUUUUUUUUUUUUUUGGUUAUUGCUCUUGCCUUCUCUGCACCGCUCCGUCCGCCGCCGAUGCGCGUGCAAAAAGCGGGGCCGGGUGGCAGCGGAUCAUCUUCAUCAUCCUCCCCAUUACCUUCAUCACAAUGUCCCGACGGAAACAGGCCAAGCCGCAGCAUCUCAAGUCGGACGAGGAGACCUCGGCGCUCGGGCUGGCCCCGGAGAACGCCUCAGGUGAGAUCCUGGACGAUGCCGACAGCGGUAAUGAGAGCCGCAGCGGUAGCGAGGAGACCCAUGUGUGUGAGAAAUGCUGCGCCGAGUUCUUCAAAUGGUCUGACUUCUGCGAACAUCUGAAGAGCUGCACCAAGAACCCACUUGUGCUUAUUAUUAGUGAGAAUGAGGUCACACCGGACCUGACACAGGAGUACCCAACUGAGCCCUCACCCGUGCCCAGCUGUCCGAGUGAGCCUGCAGAUAGCGAGGAGGCAGCUGAGGGCAGGCACAGCCCAGCUGAAGUAGACGACGGUGCCGAAAUGACUUUGGAGCAAAUGACCACCCUUGACAAAGAGGAUGAGCCCAUGGAUGUGGAAAUGUCUCCUGAGAAAACACUGGACCAUGAGGAUCCAGAUAUAUCACCAGAGCCUGAUGUCAGCCUACCCCAGCUUGACACAGCCCAAACAUCUAGGACAGUUUACAGCAUUCCCAGCACAAAUGUCACUCUGGAAACAUUGCAUGGAACCCGAGUGGCUGUGGCACAAUUUGCCCAAAGCUUCCGUGGGGCAAUAGCUAGUGGCAUGUCCACCAUGGCCAUCCCUAUGAUCCUGGAUCAGCUGAUGGCUUUACAGCAGCAGCAAAUUCACCAGCUUCAGCUAAUAGAACAGAUCCGUAGCCAAGUGGCCCUAAUGAACAGGCAGAAACCUGCACAGGCGGCUCUUAGCCAUCAUGCACACCACAAUACAAAUAGUGGCCCACAGCCAUCUUCUGCCACUGGCCUUCCCACAAUCCCCGGUCAGCUCCAGCUACAUGGAUUUAUUACACCACCUGUCCACCAGCUCCCUAUAAGGGUGCCACCUACUUUGAAUACCCAAGGCCCAGUCUCAUUAUCUUCUGCCUUGGAAGUGGGUCACUCCCAUGUCUCACAGACAGGUAGCCAGCUGUCUAAUUCUUUAAUGAACAGCAACACCUCAACAAAUUCCUCAUAUCCACCAUCCAGCUGUAGCGUGGUUCCUUCCCUGUUGCCACUUCAGAGUUCAGUAAGUAGCAGCAGCAGCAGCAACAGCUGCAGCAAUGGUGCUGGAACUGGCAUUAGUAGCAGCGUUUCCCUCCCUAGAAACACGUCAAGUCCUCCAACACUGACUCAUGGAACCUUGCUGAGCUCCCCUUCCAACCUUCCGCUUAUGCCCCCCAGUUCCUCAAGUAGUGUCAUCUUCCCGAAUCCACUGGCCAGUAUUGCAGCCACAGCCAAUGCACUUGAUCCUCUCUCUGCCCUAAUGAAGCACCGCAAGGGAAAACCUCCUAAUGUCUCUGUAUUCGACCCAAAGCCGAGCUCAGAAGACCCAUUCUUUAAACAUAAAUGUAGGUUUUGUGCUAAGGUGUUUGGUAGUGACAGUGCCCUUCAAAUACACCUUCGUUCACAUACUGGAGAAAGGCCUUUCAAGUGCAACAUUUGUGGUAAUCGCUUUUCUACAAAAGGAAACUUGAAGGUCCAUUUCCAGAGGCACAAGGAAAAGUACCCACACAUUCCAAUGAAUCCCUAUCCAGUGCCUGAGUACCUGGACAAUGUGCCAACCAGCUCAGGCAUUCCUUAUGGCAUGUCGCUGCCUCCAGAGAAGCCUGUUACCACAUGGCUAGACAGCAAGCCUGUUUUGUCCACAGCUCCAACCUCAGUGGGGCUGCAGCUUCCCCCAACCUUGCCCAGCAUGAUAGGGGGGUAUGGAGAUUCACCAAGUCUUACUCCGAUAAGCAGAUCACCUCCAAGACCAUCACCCCCAUCAAGUGAGUGUGCAUCUCUGUCACCUAAUGUUAUCAGUACUGAAGUAAGCACAACUCUCACUUCAGCAUCUCCACAGCCAACCAUGGGAAGUGAUGUACCCCCAGUUUUGAAGCCAGAGGGGAUUCAUUUGCCAUCUAACUGCACCACCAGGCUUGGGGAGACCAGCAUGCCCUCAAGUACUGUGAGCCAGAUUGUGCUGUCAUCCACAACCACUACCACAACCACUACCACCACUCAGAUCACAGAUUCAUUGACCCCUCCGUCCUCUGGCUCGAAUUCUGCCCUUCCAAUGAUUUCAGAUCAGUUCAAGGCCAAGUUUCCUUUUGGAGGCCUCCUGGACUCUAUGCAAACAUCAGAAACCUCAAAGCUGCAGCAGCUGGUGGAAAACAUUGACAAAAAGAUGACAGACCCCAACCAGUGUGUCAUCUGCCAUCGUGUGCUCAGCUGUCAGAGUGCCCUCAAGAUGCACUAUCGUAUCCACACUGGAGAAAGGCCUUUUAAAUGCAAAAUAUGUGGCCGUGCUUUCACUACUAAGGGCAACUUGAAAACGCACUUUGGGGUCCACAGGUCAAAGCCACCUCUACGAGUGCAGCACUCAUGUCCUAUAUGUCAGAAGAAGUUUACUAAUGCUGUAGUGUUGCAACAGCAUAUUCGCAUGCACAUGGGAGGUCAGAUUCCAAACACACCACUUCCUGAAGGGUUUAAAGACAUGGACACAGAUUUUAACUUUGACGAGAAAAGUGUAGACAACAUGAGCAAUUAUGAUGAUGAGCUGAUUGAUGAGAUGGAACAGGCCAUAGAUGAUGAUGUAGAUCUCAGAGAUGGAGACAUUGACCUAUCAAAACCGUUGCAUUUAUACGGAGACAUGUCUCCUAGCAACUCUCCGCCAACUCCAGUCAUCUCCAGCAUUGCUGCUUUGGAAAACCAAAUGAAGAUGAUUGACUCGACGGCGAAUAUGAACCGCGCCUUUAGUCUGAAGCCCUCAGAAAAUGGAGGUGGAAUCAGUGGAGAAAGCGGAGAUGUUUUUAACAACGACUCAUCCUCUGCCAUGGGAGACAUCGAGAGUCACAGUGUGGGAAGUCCUGCCCUGUCUGAGUCAUCAGGCUCUAUGCAGGCUCUAUCUCCAGCUCAUAGUCAGCCCGAGAGCCAUCGUUCCAGGUCUCCAGGUAUGGUCAAUAACAAUAACAGCAAUGAGGAUGAUGAUGUCCAGGACUCCGGUGUAGCCACAGCAACUGUGAAGUCUGAAAAGUCAGACACCCCAUCUCCAGGUUCUUUACCAGCUGAUCACACUGGUGUGCUAGACCUAACAUCUGCUCAGCCCGCCAGCAGGCCCUAUGUUAAAGAGGAGAACCAGUUCAGCAUGCUGUUCUUAGGAAGAGAUCGAGGUUUAACCCCAUUAAGCUUGAUGAGCUCAGCCCCAGGCCUAGUCAAACUCGAGAUGAACGGCCACAGCAAACCCCUGUCUUUGAGCGAGGGCUCGCACUUGCACAUGGGCCUUCAGGUGCCAGCCACAGCACCUCAGACAACAAUGAGUCCCGGUCUCAACCCAAUGCUGGCACCGCCUCCACCACGCCGGACUCCCAAGCAGCACAACUGCCAUUCUUGUGGAAAAAACUUCUCCUCCGCCAGUGCCCUGCAGAUCCACGAGCGCACACACACCGGAGAAAAACCCUUUGCCUGCUCUAUCUGUGGUAGAGCCUUCACCACGAAGGGCAAUUUGAAGGUUCACAUGGGCACCCACAUGUGGAACAAUGCCCCAGCCAGACGGGGGCGACGUCUCUCAGUGGAAAACCCCAUGGCCCUGUUGGGUGGCGAUGCAAUGAAAUUCAGCGAGAUGUUUCAGAAAGACCUGGCAGUUCGGGCAAUGAAUGUAGACCCAGGGUUUUGGAACCAGUAUGCUGCGGCCAUCACCAACGGACUGGCCAUGAAGAACAAUGAGAUUUCCGUCAUCCAGAACGGGGGCAUUCCUCCACUUCCUGUUAGCCUCGGAGGGGGCAGCAUACCGUCUCUGGCUAGCAUGUCAGGGGGUAUGGAGAGGGCACGCACAGGCAGCAGUCCUCCAAUGACUGGCCUCGAGAAAACAAGCCUAGAGUUGGGAACUGGACGUCCCUUUUCCAGGUUCCUGGAGGACAACAAAGAGAUUGGAAUCAAUUGAUAAGCUGAAAGACGCAAACAGACUGGGUAAAGACUUUUGAGGUUUUCUUCUUAUCCAGUUUGGUCUCUUAUGUACUAUAUUAUGUACAGCUAAAGUUUGAUAUUCUGUUGGUUUUGGAUCUAUAGUAUUCGGUAUUGAGUAGAAGUAUUUCCCCAUCCUCCUGUUCCGACUAUGAAGAAAAGAACAAAAAAAAAAAAACGCUCCAUGUUUGAGAAUUUGUCGUCUUGCAAGAUUUGCAUGGUACUUUUAUUGUUUUUUAACAGUACAUUCGACUGCUUUUAAGGAUUAUGUCACAUUAAAGAAAAAUAUCUUUACUCAGUUGAUCUCAGAAAAGAAAGUGAAAAAGAAGAAAUGAAUGAAGAACAAUCUCAAUGUGGAUAGACUGACUAAUGUUUAUCUUGUUUCAGUGUGUGUUUUGAGGUUCAAGACACGGGAUUAGGCGAAAUCGAAAUACAUUGUCGUAAACGUGUGCUUAUUUUGUUUUGUUUUUUAUUUCACUCAUGAAGUAGAUACUUGAUGGAAAAAAAUGUUUAAACUAUUUUAAUCUUUGCAUUUAGUCUCUUGGCAUUGUCUUAUAUUAAUGUCCGGUGUCUUUAGUAUUUAUAAUAUACACGAAAAAGCGGGUAUAAGAAAAUAUAUUUAACAGCCCCAGAACAUUUUAUUGAUUCUUUUUGUUUUUGUUUUUCUAAACUUUAGACUUCUAUUACGGCUGUCUCUUUCGAUAAAGACAAAAAAAAAAAAAAAACGUCUCUUCAUCUGGCCGAUGUGGACACAUUGCGAAGUUCUAUUUGGAAAUCUAGCACAUGUCGGUGUAAAUGAACCUGGUACAAGAUGAGAAAGUUAGAAUAUUGAAAAAGCUGCUGCCUUUACAGACUCGCUUUUAACCUUUGUAAAGACGAGAGACAGAGAUAUACAGAAACUUAUUGUGUAUAGAGUAAAAAAAAAAAAAAACGCGAAAAAAAAAAAUGGUAUGCAUAUUUUGUAUCAUGAAGAAAAAAAGAUAUCCUGAUUUGAAAUUUGUCAUGUUUGUGAAUGCACUUUUUAGAGGAACGGUCUUGUCUGUGACUUAUCAUUAAUGAUCUGACUGAACUAUCUAUCUCAUUUUUGUUUUGUUGGUUUUUUUGUUUUUUUUUUAUUUUGCCCGUGGGGUUCUUAAAAGGAGUCACUCAGAACCUUCUGGAAAGAAAAAAAACAAAGAAGGGGUGAAGGAGUGGGACAGAUACAGCCCUGUACUGAAAUCCUCACCCCUUCACUCACAUCAAAUAAUAAAAUUGUGAGAAAGGA